Molecule: messenger RNA, 2633 nt
Organism: Aspergillus caelatus
Lineage: Eukaryota; Fungi; Ascomycota; Eurotiomycetes; Eurotiales; Aspergillaceae
Product: translation termination factor GTPase eRF3
Exons: 2
Coding region: 162-2336 (724 amino acids)
Biological process (GO): nuclear-transcribed mRNA catabolic process, deadenylation-dependent decay; translation; translational termination
Cellular component (GO): translation release factor complex
Molecular function (GO): translation release factor activity; GTPase activity; GTP binding
Source: RefSeq, a predicted model, not a curated record
GUCAGCGGCUGCAAAAUUGACGCUUUCCAAAAGGCCCCUCACUAUCUAAACUACUCUUCACUCGUCAACUUUUAGAUCCACCCCCAGACUACCUUUUUUUUUCUCUUUAAUAGAGACGUGUUUGGUUUGUUCGCCUUGUUUUUUAUUCUUCAAUUUCAAACAUGGCCGGCCAAACUCCGGAGUCCUGGGAGGAUGAACUCUCCCAGCAGACUGAGGGCGUCAACCUGAACGCACAGUCCCGGCCACAAGCCCAAGCUCCCUCUUUCCGUCCAGGAAUUGCCUCUUUCCAGCCCGGAGCCGCUUCUUUCGUACCUGGUCAGUCUUUCCAAGGGUAUGGUGGCUACCCGCAAUAUGGCCAGUAUGGCCAGCAAGCCUAUGGCGGUUACCCAUAUGGUCAGCAGCAGCAGGCCUAUGGUCAGUAUGGGGCGUAUGCUCAGCAGCCUGGUGGCUACAACCAAACAUACAACCAGCAAUACGGCGGUUACCAGCAACCACAGCAACAGCAACAACUUUCUCAGCAGCCACCCCAAGCUACGCAGCAGCCCAAGGCUGCUGAAUCCCAACCUGCCCAAUCGGCGCCCAAACCUGCCGCCGCCGCCGCCGCUCCCAAGGCCAAGGUUCUGUCUAUCGGUGGCGCUAGUGACUCUCCUGCAGCCCCUAAGACCAAGGUCCUUUCGAUUGGUACCCCCUCCCCUGCUCCUGCAUCGAAAACAUCAUCUUCAGGAUCUGCGACUCCCGGAGACUCUAAGGGAGCCGAUGCUGCUCAGGCUGCCGCCAAGGUGACAGCUACUAAGGCUAUUGAGAAGACGGAGAAGAAGGCAGAACAGAAGGCUGCCGCCAGCGGCAAAUCAUCUCCUGCUCCUGCGUCCGGUCGCUCUAGCCCCGGAAGAUCCAGCCCUUCCCGAGCCGAAGUUGCUAAGGCUGCCCGUGCCGCAGAUGCCGUCGCCAAGGAGCAACAAGCCGACGUUGACGAAGCUACACUGAAGGAAAUUUACGGUGAAAAGAAGGAACACGUGAACAUCGUGUUCAUCGGACACGUUGAUGCCGGAAAGUCUACCCUGGGUGGAUCCAUCCUGUACGUCACUGGCAUGGUGGACGAGCGAACUCUGGAUAAGUAUAAGAGAGAUGCCAAGGAAGCCGGUCGUGAGACUUGGUACCUUUCUUGGGCUUUGGAUUUGACGAACGAAGAGCGAGCUAAGGGAAAGACGGUCGAGGUUGGCCGUGCUCACUUUAAGCUUGAUGUGGAGUCGCCCGACGGUCCUGUCGAGAGGCACUUCUCCAUUUUGGAUGCCCCUGGUCACAAAGCAUAUGUUCAUCACAUGAUUGGUGGUGCUUCACAAGCUGAUGUUGGUGUUCUGGUUAUCUCCGCACGAAAGGGUGAAUACGAAACUGGAUUCGAAAAGGGUGGCCAGACUCGUGAACACGCUUUGCUGGCGAGAAACACAGGUGUCCAGAAGCUGGUCGUUGCUGUCAACAAGAUGGAUGACCCUACUGUGGAAUGGAGCCAUGCCCGUUUCAAGGAGUGCACGGUCAAGGUCUCGAAGUUCCUGGAGAACCUCGGCUACAAGAAGGAUGAUCUUACCUUCAUGCCUAUCUCCGCUCAAAAGACAUACGGUAUCAAGGACCGUGUUCCUAAGGACCUUGUGCCUUGGUACGAUGGUCCCUCUCUUUUGGAGUACCUGUCCAACAUGAAGCUACCUGAGCGUAAGAUUAAUGCGCCAUUCAUGAUGCCCAUUACCGCGAAGUAUCGAGACAUGGGUACCAUGGUGGAAGGCCGCAUUGAGUCUGGUGUGAUCAAGAAGAACGGAAAUUGCAUCAUUAUGCCCAACCGCACUAAGGUUGAAAUCACAGCUCUCUAUGGAGAGACUGAGGAUGAGAUCCCGACAGGCACUUGCGGUGACCAAGUCCGCAUGCGUCUCCGUGGUGUGGAAGAAGAAGAUCUCCUUCCCGGAUUUGUGCUUUGCUCUCCGAAGCGUUUGGUGAACUGUGUGUCAAGCUUUGAGGCCAAGAUUAGGAUUCUCGAUCUGAAGAGCAUUCUCACUGCCGGUUACAACUGUGUUAUGCACGUUCACUCGGCUGUCGAAGAGGUUACAUUUACCUCCCUGCUGCACAAGUGCGAGCCUGGUACAGGCCGUAGGAGCAAGCGCCCGCCUCCCUUCGCCAGCAAGGGCCAGACGAUCAUCGCCCGUCUCGAUGUCACCAGCACUGCUGGUGCCGUCUGUGUCGAGCGUUUCGAGGACUACAACCAAAUGGGACGGUUUACUCUGCGUGAUCAGGGACAAACCAUUGCCAUUGGUAUGAUCACCAAGCUCAUCAAGGGUGACGAAGACAACUAAGCACGCAUAAUCACGAACAAAUCCCGGCGGCUUCUAUCUUGGUCUUUCUUGACCUUUGGUGGGUUACGGCUGCGAUCGAACCGACUACGGUCAGGGAGGUAUGGGUGGGCAGAAGGUGGAUGAGUAGAUCCAUAAACUUCUCCCUCGGUUGAUGAUGAUGAACCUUUUCUUUUCUUAUAGAUUGUUUCUCUUGCUGUUUCUUCUCUGGAAUGGUAAAAAAAUCUGCUUGGACGUUUCACGCCGGUUUACAUUAUAUGUAGAUAUCCACGUAUAUCCAUCAACGCAUCAAAUCAUGAA